This is a messenger RNA of Sitophilus oryzae (rice weevil), 757 nucleotides long. RefSeq names its product aldose reductase-like. Gene Ontology annotation, cellular component: cytosol. Gene Ontology annotation, molecular function: aldose reductase (NADPH) activity. The transcript has 4 exons. Bases 76 to 738 code for a protein of 220 amino acids. The record is from RefSeq and is a predicted model, not a curated record. NCBI's taxonomy places the organism in Eukaryota, Metazoa, Arthropoda, Insecta, Coleoptera, Curculionidae.
GUCCGUUAACACAUUAGUUUUUGUAGUGAUACCAAAUUCUUUCAUAACAUCAUUUAUUUUGAAAUUUUUUUCAAUAUGGCCGUUCCAAAAUUUGGAAAAUGCAAUAUUCCGGCUGUGGGUUACGGUACGUUUUCCAUUGUCGAUGAAGAAGUACUAGAAAAGGCCCUAGGAGCUGCCAUCGAAACAGGUUACAGGCAUAUAGAUACAGCUCAUACUUAUGAUAACGAGCAUUUGAUAGGGAAAGUGUUAAAAAAAUGGUUUGAUUCUGGAAAGUUACGUAGAGAAGACAUUUUUAUCACAACAAAACUACCGCCACAUGGCGUUCAUCCUGAUAGAGUUGAAAAGUUUUUGAAGGAAUCUUUGGAAAAGUUGCAGCUUGAUUAUAUUGAUCUCUACUUGAUACAUUUUCCAGUUACAACCAAAACUAGGUUACAUGUGCUUCCAUUGGAGGUUGAACCCACAGAUCAUCUAGCAGUUUGGAAAAAACUAGAAGAACAAGUUGACUUGGGACGGGUCAAAAACAUCGGCCUGUCAAAUUUCAACCAAAGACAAGUCGCCAGAAUUCUGGAACAUUCCAGAAUUAAACCAGCAGCCAACCAGGUUGAGCUUCAUGUGUAUUUACAACAGCCUGAACUAGUAAAAUUCUGUCUGGACAACGGUGUAGCCUUGGUCUCGUAUUUUUCAUUGGGAAAUCCAGGAAUUGCCAAAUUCUUUGCCGCACAUGGCUCCGGACAGUAAGCAAUUGUAGUUUUCAAAA